AUGGUUCAACUCAAUAUUGAUGUUGGAAACUUGCCUAUUAUUGCUGGGGGCGAUGACUGUAAGAUUUGGGAUAUAGAUAGCAAAGGAGUCUUCUCAGUUAAAUAUGCAAAGGAUACCAUUAGAGAGAAUGCGGAAACUCUGCCAACUGCAAUUUUGUUUUCUCGGCCAGUUGUGCACCCUACUCUAAGUGUUCAAUAUUGGAAGAUCUUGGCAAAGCAGUGUUGUGCUAGUGAUGAUAAUGUCAUUAAGAAGACUGGGAGGUGUUUGCCUUCAAUGUGCCAUUUGUGUAGACGGGGUUGCGAAACUCUUGGCCAUAUUAUUUGGCAGUGCAGAUUUGCCAAGAGAAUUUGGGCUUGGGCGGCUCGUAUUUUUAAUCUGCAACCAAGAGAAGAUUUGGUGGCUUCGUAUAAGGCUGCUAAGGGGUGCAGCAGGAUGAUUAAGGAUUUGUGGUUGGUUGCUAAUCUUGCAAUCACUACGGAGUUAUGGAGGCUGCGCAACAAAGUUUAUUUUGAAGAUGCUGUUGUGCAUUGGCUAGGUUUUAAAGGUAGAGUUUAUCAGUUAAUUCGUGAUAACUCAAUACGGAUGAAGGGCCAUAUGAAUAAUACAAUGGAGGAUUUACGCAUCUUGAAUUAUUUCAAAGUGAAGCAUAUAUCGUGCAAAGUUUCUUCUCCAAUUGAGGUAAGGUGGUGUCCUUCUAACCAAGAUGAAAUCAUGAUUUGCUGUGAUGGUGCGUCCCUUGGAAAUCCAGGCCCGACUGGUGUUGGCGUUACAUUUCGUGAUGCAAACGCAGCUGUUUUGGGAGUCCUCUGCGUUGGCCUGGGAUUGCAGAAAAACUUUUAUGCAGAAGUGUGCGCAGUUAUAUAUGGUUCUAUGUUGGCCAGAAGGUGGAAUUUUAGGAGUAUAUGCGUUCAAUAUGAUUCGAUGAGUUGCAUUCAAGCUUUUUGA
Molecule: messenger RNA, 945 nt
Organism: Papaver somniferum (opium poppy)
Lineage: Eukaryota; Viridiplantae; Streptophyta; Magnoliopsida; Ranunculales; Papaveraceae
Exons: 1
Coding region: 1-945 (314 amino acids)
Molecular function (GO): RNA-DNA hybrid ribonuclease activity; nucleic acid binding
Source: RefSeq, a predicted model, not a curated record